Messenger RNA from Acaulospora colombiana, 2732 nucleotides. Lineage: Eukaryota; Fungi; Glomeromycota; Glomeromycetes; Diversisporales; Acaulosporaceae. The record is from the annotation of a GenBank genome assembly.
AUGGAUUUUUUUUCCGAAAAAGAAAAGGUUACCGAGUGCAUUAAUAAAAAUCGUCGAAAGGGAAGUCAUGUCGCAAAACGUCUCCAUGAUCGUGGCGAUUACGUUCGCAUAAUUGACAUCCAACCAAUUUCAGCAGAAUUGGAAAGUUAUUUCACUGAAUACAUUUUUGGAGAUUUAAGAGAUCUGAACGUAUGCCGCAAUGCUAUAAGAGAUAUACAAUGGGUGUUUCAUUUCGCGGCAAACGGGGCAGACAGCUUCGCCACUUACAUUGCUAAUCACAUGAUGACCGUGAACAUCACGCAAGCUGCUAUUGAAAGAGGAGUAGAGCGAUUCUUUUAUGCAUCCUCCGAUCAUGUCUCGAUAGUUGAUAACAACGGUUCUGACCUAAAACGAAAAGAUUCGGAAGAACACAAGGAUCAUCCGAGAAACCUUUACUAUUGCGAGAAGUUAAACGGAGAGACUUUUUUGACCGAAUUAGUAAAAAUCUACAGUCCAAACGGUGAAAAAUACCCGAUGCAGAUCAGGAUUGGAAGACUUUGUGAUAUAUUUGGCGAAGGUAACGAUUGGAUCGGAGGAAGGAAGUAUUUUCCUGCUUCAUUGAUUCGUGAAGCUAUCCAUUCUGUCGAGGAAGGCAAUUAUGAAAUCGAAAGUGACUAUUCCGAACCAUUGAAUAUUGAACCAGUGGAAACUCUCACAAUAAAAGAGUUGGCAGAAAUUGCGUUUGAAACUGCAAGAUUUCAUCGCAGCGAUAUAAGGAUGAAUGUGAAUGAAAAAAGGUUGGCAUGCAUGGAGAGAACUUCAACAUGGGUGCAAGAUGAAAUUAAAAAAGAAUACGAGAGACACAAAAAAUAUUCAACGAAAAGUGCAUUCAUUAGAGAAUUAAGAAAAAAUGAGAGAAAAAUGUUGGAGGAAAUAAAAUUUGGAAUAUUGCUCCCAAUUACAUCCCGUGGAUUGAAAAAUCCAGAGGAUUGUCUCUCUCAUCUUCGUAACUUCGCCCGGAGUUUGCAUGACACGACGCAAGCCGAUACCGCGAGAAUGAACGGGAAUAGGUUUACGAUCAAGGUUUUUGUUGGAGUCGAUGUAAAUGAUGACCUUUUUCAUCCUAUUAAGAAUAACAUCGCCGAACAGAUUCUCAAGGAACACGGAGUAAUGGACAUAGAAACACGAGAGUUUGAUUUACCCCCAGGGUGGGUCUGCAAGAUUUGGAAUGAUUUGGCAAUGGAUGCAUAUGGUCAACAAUGCGAUUAUAUAGUGCUUUUUGGUGAUGAUAUCGUACUUGAAAGUACCAAUUGGAUGUCGAAGAUACACGGCGGUUUCAUGAAAGUCUCGAAUGAGAAAAAAGUGCCACGCGGAUUUGGAUGUAUUGCUUUUACCGAAGCAACGUUCCCGGGAUUUCCCACCUUUCCAGUAAUGUCGAGACUUCAUGUUGAUAUGUUUCAUGGCAGGCCAUUUCCUGAAAUACUUACAAAUCAGGACGCGGAUAUAUUUUUAUUUCAAUUAUAUCGUCGUUGGGGAUGUUCAGUUAUGCUGAACAAUGUAAAGCUCCGGAAUCUAAUUGGCGGGAGCAAGAAAGGACGUUAUGAAAGAGUCUUCCAUGAUUGGAGCUAUUCAGUGUUGGAUGACGCAGUUCUUAAGGUUGAAGAGUGGAUGCGAGAAAAUCUCAAAAAUCCGAUUCCCAGGCUGGUUACUUUGGAUGUUGUUGUCCCUUCUUAUCGAGUUAAUAUGCAAUAUCUGGAACCUAUAAUAAAUCUCAAAAAACCCGACACCAUCUCGACCAUGACAAUCAUCAUCGUGGAUAAUCCCACCUCUCCGCGAAUUGUAAAUCUCAAGUCAUACGAGUACAAUGCUUUUUUUCGUUUUCGUCAAAAUAAAGACAAUAUUGGAGUAAGUGAGUCGCGUAAUCGAGGAAUCGCAGAAUCCAGCGCAGAUUAUAUUUUAUUCCUUGAUGACGACGUAUUGCCUGAUGACGAUAUAUUGAUAGAAGCUGAAAAGGUUAUUCGCAAAUUCCCAUCGGCAUGUGGAUUUGUUUGCUAUGUUAAUUUUCCAGACCCCGAAAAGAGCAUCUUCAAAAAUGCUGUAGAAAUGUCAGAUCUGAUGUACUUUUGGAAAAUUGCGAAAGAAGUUGAUGAGGAUGUUCCUUGGGGAGUGGGUGCUAACCUCAUUGUCCGUCGUUAUAAGGAUGAUAUUAAAUUUGAUUCCAGUUUUCCGAAAAGUGGAGGUGGGGAAGAUGUCGACUAUUGCAUAAGAAAGAAACAGUUCUUCGCCAAAAAUGUUCCCAAUGGAGAAGGAUUUCACGGUGCUCCUAUGGUACGAGUCACACAUUUAUGGUGGAAUAAUGGAAAGAGGUCUUAUUUUCGAAUUGCGAACUGGGCUUACGGGGAUGGACUAUUGAUUAAGAAAUACCCGGAGUAUGCAUACAGAGAUAGUGUACCUAAUAGCGUAGAACUUAUGAUGCUUCUGUUAUUGAUUUUGAUCCUCAUCCUACCAGUAACAUUAAUAUUCAAUGAUCGCACAUGGAAUACCGUUACGUUGGUCAUCUUUAUUUCUAUACCAUUAGUCAUUGCUGCGAAUAUGUUAGUCGACAUUGAUCGUCAUGUCAGGCGAGAACCAGAGAGGCAUGUUCCUAAACUACGAGGGAAUCGUCGAGUCCUCGCCGCCGCGGAAUCCUCAAUCAUAAGAAUGAUAAGUGAAGGCGGUAGAUUGUUUGGGCAAAUUAAGAGAAAAGAAUGGAA